AUGAGAGGAGAGGAAAACGUUUCCUCGGGCCAGACUGUGCAAGGAUUAAAAGAAAUUCUGGCCAUGCAGAUUGCGAUUCCUGUUGAGGAACAGAAACUGGUCUUCAAAGGAAAAGCUUUAGCGGAUGACAAACGGUUGAGUUUUUACAACGUUCAAGAGGGAGACAGGUUGUUCCUUUUCACCAAGAAGUCUGAUAAAGCUGGUACCCCCUCUCCUGGGAAUGUUCCAAAAUUUGCUGCAGACCUCUUAUGUUGUACCACCACUGCCCUCUGGGACAAAUUAAGAGUUUUCUUACAGAGACAUUUCACACCACAGGAUGUAGAGAAGGUCCUUAUUGAAUUCCAGAAAGACUUCAAUUCCAGGAUACAGAAAUUAAGUUUAGAUGACAUUGAACGAUUUGCCAUUACCAAGCUAAGACAAACAAAUGGAAUUGCUGAAGUCAGCUAGGAAUGAAUAAUUGGACAAGCUGCCAAACUUUUUUAUCUGUGAUUUUUAAAUCAGAUAAUAUGUCUUAAUAAUUUAAGGGAGAAAAAAUUCUACUCUGGUUUUACUUGCAAUUUGCUUCUGAGAC
Magallana angulata is the source of this 571-nucleotide messenger RNA. Its product is annotated as ubiquitin-like protein 4A. Bases 1 to 447 code for a protein of 148 amino acids. The record is from RefSeq and is a predicted model, not a curated record. The transcript is spliced from 4 exons. Gene Ontology annotation, molecular function: protein binding. Lineage: Eukaryota; Metazoa; Mollusca; Bivalvia; Ostreida; Ostreidae. Gene Ontology annotation, biological process: post-translational protein targeting to endoplasmic reticulum membrane.